AUGGGUGCGGUUCCUCAGGAACCGCCACUUUUUGCGUGCUCAAUCAGGGAUAACAUUGCCUACGGCUGCUCUGAGGGCCAGGAAGCGACACUGGAGGAUGUUAUCCACGCAGCAAAGACUGCGAACGCUCACGAUUUCAUCAUGUCUUUCCCUAACGGAUACGACACGAUUGUUGGUGAGCGUGGCCAAGCUCUUUCGGGUGGCCAGAAGCAGCGCGUAGCCAUUGCUCGUGCGCUGGUAAAGCGCCCCAAGAUCCUCAUCCUUGAUGAGGCUACGUCAGCUCUGGACCCAGAGAGUGAGAGACUUGUGCAAGAUGCCGUGGACCGCGCUAAGCAGGGCCGUACGGUUAUUCUGGUGGCACACAGACUAUCGACUAUCAAGAGCGCUGACCGCACAGCCGUGAUCUCGGAUGGCCGUGUGGUGGAGCAGGGAACCUUUAACGAGCUUGCCGCUCGUGAGGACAGUACUUUUAAGCAGGUUGUCCUGAACGGGCAGAACGAACUAACUCCGAUUCACUUCCAUCGGCUUGAGUUCACAAGCAGUGUGGGCGGGUGA
Messenger RNA from Phytophthora sojae, 555 nucleotides. RefSeq lists its product as hypothetical. The record is from RefSeq and is a predicted model, not a curated record. Gene Ontology annotation, molecular function: ATP binding; ATP hydrolysis activity; ATPase-coupled transmembrane transporter activity. Lineage: Eukaryota; Oomycota; Peronosporomycetes; Peronosporales; Peronosporaceae. Gene Ontology annotation, biological process: transmembrane transport. The transcript has a single exon. The coding region runs from base 1 to 555 and encodes 184 amino acids.